UAUUUCACAACCUGAGUGGAUAUGACGCUAAUUUUCUGAUACAAGAUAUUGCCACAAGAAUGGAAGGGAAAAUCGAUUUGUUACCGAUAACUAAGGAGAAAUAUAUCAGUUUCACCAAACACUAUGAUGAUUAUCACAUUAAUUUCCGAUUCAUUGAUAGUUUCCGAUUCAUGGCUUGCUCUUUAGACAAACUAGCGUCCUAUUUAGAAGAGUUUCCGAACUUGAAAUCACAAUUUCCUGAGGAAUCUGAAGAACAUAUCAGUCUUCUUACGAACAAAGGAGUAAUGCCAUAUGAUUAUAUCGAUUCCUAUGACCGAUUCGAUGAAACUUCUCUUCCACCUAUUGAAGCAUUCUAUAACAAAUUGGAUUGUAGGAAAUGUCCACGAAGAAGAUAUGAGAGAGCACAACUUGUGUGGAAUAAAUUCAAAUGUCAGAAUUUGGGCGAAUACAGCGAUCUCUACAUGAAAACUGACAUUCUAUUGCUGGCUGACGUAUUUGAACAAUUUCGAUCGAGCUGCCAUAAGACUUAUGGAUUAGAUCCUGCGCAUUAUUUUACUUUACCAGGAUAUACGUGGGAUGCUAUGUUGAAAUAUACAAAACAGGAAUUAGAACUUCUCACCGAUGUUGAUAUGUUUUUGUUUGUUGAAAGAGGAAUUCGGGGCGGCCUUAGUCAAGUAUGUGGUAAACGACGAGCACAUGCGAACAACAAGUAUAUACCAAACUAUGAUUCAACUAAACCAGAAAAUUACCUCAUGUACUUUGAUGUCAACAAUCAAUAUGGAUGGGCAAUGUCACAAUGUCUACCAUACGGCGGUUUUACGUGGACCGAUACAAAUAUAAAUGUCUUGCAAAUUCCUGAUGAUGCUCCCGAGGGUUAUAUUUUAGAAGUCGAUCUCGAAUAUCCUAGAGAAUUGCAUGAUGUGCACAAAGAUCUUCCAUUCUGUCCAGAACAUUACAACUCUAAAACUCAAACACCUUGUUAUGCAUCUCAGCAAAACGCUAAACUUAUGGCCACAUUACAUCAAAAGAAGAAAUAUAUCAUCCACUACAGAAAUCUGAAGCAAGCAUUGAAGAAUGGAUUGAUUAUAACAAAAAUACAUCGAGUGCUCAAGUUCAAGCAAUCUACAUGGCUCAAGUCUUACAUCGACCUCAAUACGGAUCUGAGAAAGAAUGCCGAAAAUGAGUUCGAGAAGAAUCUCUUCAAACUGAUGAACAACGCUGUUUUUGGAAAAACGAUGGAGAAUAUUCGGAAAAGGGUUAAUGUCCACCUUCUAACAAAAUGGAAAGGACGAUAUGGGGCGGAAACUUAUAUCUCCAAACCUGAAUUCAAGAACUCUGUUAUUUUCAAUGAGAACUUUGUAGCUGUUGAAAUGCGAAAGCUGCAGAUCUAUUUGAACAAGCCAAUUUAUGUGGGAAUGAGUAUCUUGGAUUUGGCUAAAACUACUAUUUAUGACUUCCAUUACCACUACAUGAAUGAAGCUUUCAGUGCUGGCUGUACCAUCUUAUACACAGAUACCGAUUCUCUCAUUUAUGAGGUCUCUGAAGAUCCUUAUGAAAGAAUGAAACUUGACUGUUAUGAAAGAUUUGAUACCUCAGAUUAUCCCAAGAAUAAUACUUACGGUAUUCCUCAAGUUAAUAAAAAGGUAUUAGGAAUGAUGAAGGAUGAAAACAAUGGAAUAUCAUGUGUAUUCACUGACACAGGAAAAAAUAGCUUUAAGUCCUGAAGACGAUAAACGAUGUUUGGUGCCCGGAACAUUCAACACUGUACCGUGGGGUCAUUAUUCACUCAAUAAACGCAAGAUUGAGGAAUAUGAUGAACCAAGGAAGAAGAUUUCAAUGUUGGAAAAAUUGUUGACUAUGUGAUUUAAAUUUUUUUCAGCGAUCACUCUG
Messenger RNA from Coccinella septempunctata (seven-spotted ladybird), 1890 nucleotides. RefSeq lists its product as uncharacterized. The record is from RefSeq and is a predicted model, not a curated record. The coding region runs from base 60 to 1724 and encodes 554 amino acids. NCBI's taxonomy places the organism in Eukaryota, Metazoa, Arthropoda, Insecta, Coleoptera, Coccinellidae. The transcript is spliced from 3 exons.